AUGGGCACCUUCUACGGGCACGCGACCCCGGGCUGUCUGCUCCUCUUCCUGGGCCUCUGGAACUUCCGCUGCUCCGUUUUAGACUUUCUCGCUUCUCCGCAGUCCUUCGCCGCGCGCGUGUGGCACCCCAUGCCGCUUCCCGGGCACUGGGCGCGAAUGCAGCUGUACGCGGUAGUGGGAGGCGGGUCGGCUUACAUGAUUACCGAGUUGAUUAACAUCUUUAUACAGUCAUAUGUGCUGCUCAACAGCUACGAGCAUCUGUCGGCCAACGUGGUGUUCGUCUUGACUUACGGUGUGCUUCUCCUUCAUGACACCACCAGGUACCUGCCGUUCCCCAAGGGCACGCUGCAUAUAAUAGCAUCAGUGCCAUACACAAGUGCGGCAGUCAUGUUUUUCUUCCACUCCACAGGGCACAACGGCCCCAUCGAGGCCCGCUACCACAUCUUCCUCGUCCUCCUCAUCUCUGCCACCGCCCUCAUGCUGCUCCUCAGCGCCGCCUUUCCCAAAAGCUUCCUCCUGGAUACGCUUUCAAAUCUGGGUAUCAUACUUCAGGGUGCGUGGCUGUUGGUGACGGGUGCAUCGCUUUACGGUUACAUGCAGCCGUCGCACUGCCACACCGAUCCCACCGACCAGGAUUACAAGCUGAUUUGCGAGGAGCACAAGUGGGAGCACAUGGGGUUGGCGUUCGCCUACGUGCACUUGGCAAUGCUCAUCUGCCUUGUACUGGUGCUCACUGUGGCGUUCUAUGCGCUUGCUGCGCGGAAUGCUCCCAGCAACUCCAUUGAUUUCAUCCUUGGCACAAAUGCUCCUGCGAAUAGCAGCAACCCGAGCGGUGCUUUUGUCACUUCUGCUGCGAGUUCUGUAGUACAUCCAUGGCCUUCCGAAGGUGCUGAAAUCGGCAAGAGAGGUCAAGCCACGCCAAUGGCUGCUGCUAUUGUGGAUGUGGAGGGCGAAGCGGUAAGCUUGCUUGGAGAUAAGGAAUGCCACUCUAAGGUUCCCGAGUAA
Messenger RNA from Closterium sp. Yama58-4, 1005 nucleotides. NCBI's taxonomy places the organism in Eukaryota, Viridiplantae, Streptophyta, Zygnematophyceae, Desmidiales, Closteriaceae. The record is from the annotation of a GenBank genome assembly.